This is a messenger RNA of Rubroshorea leprosula, 2038 nucleotides long. The record is from the annotation of a GenBank genome assembly. Lineage: Eukaryota; Viridiplantae; Streptophyta; Magnoliopsida; Malvales; Dipterocarpaceae.
CAAGCUCAAGUGUUCUCGCGUCUUCUCAUCUCUGCUCAUCGCCUGUCUCAAGCAUUUUUGAUUUGCUCUAACAGGAAUGGCUGAACCAGCUUACACUGUGGCAUCUGAUGGUGAGACAACAGAGGAGGAAAAGUCUUCACCUGCAUUUCCAGAAAUUGCAAUUGGAAUUGACAUUGGCACUUCACAAUGCUGUGUUGCUGUCUGGAAUGGCUCACAGGUGGAACUCCUUAAGAAUACUAGGAACCAGAAGAUGAUGAGAUCAUAUGUCACCUUCAAGAAUGAAAUUCCUUCAGGUGGUGUCAGCAAUCAACUCUCCUAUGAGCACGAAAUGUUUUCUGGGGCUGCUAUCUUUAACAUGAAACGCCUGGUUGGCCGAGUUGACACUGACCCUGUUGUUCACGCAAGUAAAAGCCUUCCAUUUUUGGUGCAGACUUUGGAUAUUGGUGUCCGCCCAUUUAUUGCAGCUUUAGUCAACAAUGUUUGGAGAUCCACCACUCCUGAAGAAGUUCUUGCAAUAUUUCUACUGGAACUAAGAGGAAUGGCUGAAGCUCGGUUGAAGAGGCCCAUAAGAAAUGUUGUUUUAACUAUUCCAGUUUCAUUUAGUCGAUUCCAGCUUACUCGAAUUGAAAGAGCUUGUGCGAUGGCUGGCCUUCAUGUUCUUAGACUGAUGCCAGAACCAACUGCAGUGGCAUUACUAUAUGCACAGCAGCAGCAACAGGUUGUGCACGAGAAUAUGGGUAGUGGAAGUGAAAAGAUUGCUCUCAUUUUUAAUAUGGGUGCUGGAUAUUGUGAUGUAGCUGUGACAGCAACUGCUGGUGGAGUUUCACAGAUAAAAGCCUUGGCAGGAAGUGCUAUUGGAGGUGAAGACAUACUUCAGAACAUGAUGCAGCAUCUCCUGCCAGAGUCAGAGAAACUUUUCUCAUCCCAUGGGAUUAAUGAGAUCAAAUCAAUGGGUUUGCUUCGAGUUGCCACCCAGGAUGCUAUCCACAAACUCUCUUCUCAAAGCAGUAUCCAAAUUGAUGUUGAUUUGGGUAAUGGCUUGAAAAUAUGCAAGGUGAUAGAUCGAGAGGAAUUUGAGGCAGUUAAUUGCAAGAUAUUUGAAAAGUGUGAGAGCCUAAUAAUCCAAUGCUUACAUGAUGCAAAGGUAGAGAUUGAUGAUCUGACUGACGUGAUACUUGUUGGUGGUUGUUCAUAUAUACCAAAAAUAAGAAACGUUCUUAUGAGUGUCUGUGGAAGAGGGGAACUUUACAAAGGUAUGAACCCAUUGGAAGCAGCAGUAUGCGGAGCAGCUCUUGAAGGAGCAGUGGCUUCUGGUGUCAGUGAUCCAUUUGGAAAUUUGGACCUGUUAACCAUUCAAGCCACUCCUCUUGCCGUUGGUAUACAGGCUGAUGGGAACAAGUUUGUGCCCAUCAUACCUAGAAACACCACCAUGCCAGCUCGAAAAGAACUGGUCUUCACCACUGUUCAUGAUCAUCAAAUAGAGGCUCUGAUCAUUGUUUAUGAAGGUGAAGGAGAGAAGGUGGAAGAGAAUCAUCUGCUAGGCUAUUUCAAGAUCAUGGGAAUUCCUCCAGCACCCAAAGGAGUUCCUGAGAUAAAUGUGUGCUUAGACAUUGAUGCAUCAAAUGUGCUGAGGGCUUUGGCUGGGGUCAUAAUGCCAGGAUCUUCACAUCCCGCUCUACCUCUUAUGGAAGUGAGGAUGCCAACAGUUGAUGAUGGCCAUGGUUGGUGUGCUGAAGCUCUUCACAGAACUUAUGGGUCUACUCUAGACUUGGUUACAGUGCAGAAGAAGACAUAAUGCAGACUGCUGAGACAUUGGUGGAAACUUCCGGUACAUGUUUAAUGUAAUGCUUUAUGUCCUUUUGCUGGUUUUUCAACCCAAAGAGAGUCAAAAUUCUGCUAGAGCACAGUUGCAUAUUGUGCUUUUAUACUUGCAUAAGUGUGAACUUGAUGUAAUAAUGAAAUAAUGCAUGUAACAGCUACCGAGUGUGUGUUGUCCUGCUUUUUGGACCGUUCAUGUUAAUAAAAUCAAAGUUGUGUU